This is a messenger RNA of Caenorhabditis auriculariae, 7023 nucleotides long. The record is from the annotation of a GenBank genome assembly. Lineage: Eukaryota; Metazoa; Nematoda; Chromadorea; Rhabditida; Rhabditidae.
AUGGGCGACAACGCUGGGUUGUUCGCCGACGCAGCGUCGUCGCAGACUUCCUAUGGCGGCAUUGUCAACGAAAUGUUCGAUUCGACGUCUGCAGGCAAUGGCGUUGCUCAAACAAACGCUCCACCGCUUCCGAAAAAGCUCGACGGGGCUCCGCUUAUUCUGGGUUUGACGUUUUGCAUUUUUCUUUCUGUCCGUUCUGGCUAAAUGAGCAUUGGAAAGUUUGAGGCAACUGUUAAUUACUAGUAUCUUGGUUUUUUAGUAAGACAGCAGGGGAUAGCUUUUUAAUUCAGAGUUUCAUCAUCUUAUCAACUACAUGUUGGAAUUGGUGGCCAAAACAAUUUAAAAAAUUCUCUUUCGAAGUUUCAUUAGUUCUCUUUUUUCCAUUCCUGUCACCUCCCAAAAUUAGGCUAUAGUGAGAUAAUUUUUUAUUCAUUUUUUCAUCCUUUUUCUCUGAAACAAGAAAUUUAUGAAAAAGUUGAUCAUAGAAAACCGAAAAAGUAAAACAUAACCUCAUUUGAUGCGUGAAUGAGAUCUUUUUCAGCUUUGAAUAUUUCUUGCGCGUUCUAAAAACUGGUUGCCAAGCAAUUUACGUCGAAAAAUCAAGCCAAAACCUACUUCCUGUAGUCGCGUCAUGGAUUUCUGCAGAUGCGUUUCUUUUGAAAAAAAAAGACCUUUAUGGACAUGGAAACUCAUAAUCUCUUAUCAGCUUGGCGCUUCUUCUUAUCGAUUUGGCAGCGGCAGCGGCUCUGUUUCGAAAUAUGAUCAAGCGUUUAUUUAUACGGCAUUCGAGAGGAAUCUCUGAUUGCAAGUUUGUAAACGACGGCCUUACUCACUCUUUGCACCUCACUCACUGUUGACACAAAGUUUGUGGAGCCUGAAACGCGCGUGAGAAACGCGCAAAAUCUAACUGACGUGGGAGAGCGUGUGCUUAUAUUUAUGCUUGUCGUGCGCGAUAUCCCCCUCUUUUCAUUAGCUUCAUGUGAUAUUUUUGGAAUUAUACUUUUUCAGAUACUUUGAAGUUCGAUCAAAUUUUCGCUUUUCCCCAUUUCUGCAUCUUUUUUUUCAGUCGUUGUCCUCUCUUCGAAAAUAUUAUUCUCGCAAGUUUCAAUUUUCAUCUCACGACCAACCAGCGCCUCUGGAAGGCAAAAUUUAUUCAUUCUUUGUUUUUGUUUUUUCAUCGCGAAAUGAUGUUUCGAAAGCUCUGAAUAAAUUAAACGUGAUUAGUGCGCAAAAUGGACGGGUUAGGCCCAACGACGAGCACAAUGGAUCAUGAUAGGGUGCCUAUUCCAGAUGGACCUUAUGUAGGUCCACAAAUUUCCUUUGAUCGUAAGUUUUUUCAUGAGAUUAUUAGAAUAAAUAUAACUAAAAGAUGCUUUUUUCAGAGGAAGAGUCUCCGACGACGACGACUCGUGAGAUGAACGGUCGCCCCACAUCUCCAAGUAUUUUUUUCGCAUUUUCUUGAUUCGAAUAUUUUUUUUCUUUGAGGCAUCGAGUUCACAUCAGCGAGACCAGGCGGAUUGUCCACGAUUUCUGGCGUUUUCGCUCCGGUCGCCCUGAGCAUGUUCAGUAUAUUGCUGUUCAUGAGAAUGGGUCAGAACCUCGGAAGUUUCAACUUUUUGAAGGUUUUCUUCAGGUUUUGUCGUCGGACAGCUCGGAUUUCUGGUUACCAUCGUCCAACUGUUGAUGGCCUACGCAAUCGUGAUGCUGACGGUUUUGUCGCUCUGCGCCAUUUCUUCAAACGGCGCUUUGGAAGGCGGCGGCGUUUAUUGUGCGUUCUAAAGCUUCGUUUUUGAAAAUAGAAAAGUAUAAAGAAGUGUAUUUUUGAAAGCUUUUAUACAAAAAUAGUAUGACGGAAACGUUUUGAGGCUUUAAAAAAUCAAAUAUUAGUGGUGCUGAAAAAAUGGCUAACUGAAUCGAAUACGAAAAAAAAAACGAAAAAAAAAGUUAAAAUUCGGAAUUAAUAGGCUGCUUUAAUUUUUUUAUUGUAUUUUAUUAUCAUCUGAUCCUUGGAAUCACUAAUGGAAACCUGGCAAAUAAAAUGAAGAGCUCAAGGAAAAACUUCAAAUGUUUUUUUCGGAAGUAUAUAAUUCAUAAACGACUGAAAAACUUUUGAACUCUUGAGUUUUUAUAGAAAAAUGUUGAAAGGUUGUCUUUUUCUUUACUUCAAUGAACCAAAUAUUUUGCAGAUAUGAUCAGCAGGUCGCUGGGACCAGAGUUCGGAGGAGCCAUCGGAGUUCUUUUUUUCGUGGCCAACGUUUUCUCGUGCGCCCUCUACAUUUCUGGUUUCACAGAGGCGCUUCUAAACAACCUCGGCAACGGCCGUAAAUCUCUUUUGUUUUCCCGAAUCAGCUCCAAUGACUUUUUUGAAGAGUUUCCGGAUUCCUCUACUUGGAGAUUUUUCUACUGUGUUCUGGUUUCUGUGGUCCUUCUUGUUCUCUCUUUACUCGGAGCUGGGCUCUUCGCCAAAACUGCCCUCUUCACUUUCAUCCUCAUCUCUGUUUGUCCCGAAAUCUAUUCAUUUCCAAUCUACUGUUUAAGGUGUGCUAUUCGACGUGGAUUUUCUCGGUUCUGUUCAACGGUUCGAUGGAUGUGCCGAUUCCGAAGGUGUUUUUCUGAAUAUGUUAAUAAAAUUCGGAGAAGCAUAAUGGAAUAGAACUUUUUUCAAAUUUCUCAAAUAGAUAUAUUAAUUAAUGAAAUUUUAGGUGAAUACUCCUGCCUAUCGAUUACCAAACAAUGAAAGCGAUCCUGCCGCGGGAACCCAUGAAGAUUUCAACAGAACACUUUAUGCACCUUAUACAGGAUUCAGGUAUUUGAACACUCACAUUCCAACUUCACGGAAUAUGAUCGGUCAGAAGAUUCCAUAGUUUGAUGGAGAUAAAAACCUGAAAAUUUGAACGCAAAUCGCCUAUUUAUUUGCGUUUUGAUCAAUCUAGAACAUUCACAGCUGGUAGUUGAAUCUCACAAUGAGAAAUGAGAAUCGAAAAAUUUUUUUCAAGAAAAGUUCUUUCUGUUGAUUCUGUAAACGAUUUCAGAAACGAUUUUUUCUCAUCAUAAGGUUCAGUAAAAAUUUUUUUCUUUCUUUCACCUUGCAAGUUGAAAGUUUCUACAGCUGCGUUCAUUUGUUCUAUCCAAUUAUAAUUUAUCAAAAAGUUUUCAGCUUUCACACUCUCGGAGAGAACAUGUUGACCAACUACACGAUGGAUUAUACGACGGAAAAGCCGACGGAUUUCGCCCUCAUGUUCGCCAUCAUCUUCUCCGGCGUCACAGGUUUUUUUUUUCGAAUUUUAGAGAGUUCCGCGUAGAAAACUGUUCUGAGAUUUUUUUUUUCUUCCGAACCAAAACGAAAAAUUCGCGAAGACACACUAAAAAAAUUCACAAAAAUCUUGGUCUUUUGAGCUCUUUCCCUCAAUUUCAUAUUGGUAACCCUCUCAAUAUUUGAGGCUUGAUGGCCGGAGCGAACAUGUCGGGAGAUUUGGCGCGUCCCUCGGUUUCGAUUCCUCGCGGAACUGUUCAGGCGGUCUUCACCACCUUUCUGGCCUACGUCCUGACGGCAUUUCUGAUGGCUUCCACUUCCAGUCGAUACCUUUUGCAGAACGAUUACACGGUUCAAAUCUUUUUCCUUUUUUUUUUUCUUAGUUUCCAAUGUAUCUGCAGGUGAUGAUGGACACAAACUUCCAACGUUGGUUCAUUUUGAUUGGCAUCUUUUCCACCACUCUCUUUUCGUCGAUGAGCAACCUUAUCGGUUGGUUUUUCGCUUCGUUCAUCAUCUAAUAAUAUUCUCUUGUUUGGAGUAUAGUCGAAAUUUCUGAAAAUCCUUUUUAAGGGUUUGUAGAAUUUUUGAAAAAAAUUUCCGAGUUCUUUGUGAAUCGCGGUUCAAAUUUUUAACUUUAGAGAAGUAUUCUGAUAAUCUGCAAAUUAUUUUUACAAGAAGAAUUUUUUGAAAAUUGCUUCCAAAAGUUUUUGAAAUAAGUUCUAAGAUUUUCACGCAUCAAAAAGUUUAUGGGGUAUUUUUGUUUCUUAUUUUUUUUGAAAAAAAGUAUAUUUGCUUCUCAGCAAGCUCAAAGGAAGAAAAAAUAUGUAGAAAACUGUCCAAAUGCCCAAAAAAAAAGAGAAAUUGGGUUAUUUUCUCAAGAAAACUGCUUUUUCACAGGCUCUUCGCGCGUUCUCAACCGUCUUUCCCACGACAAACUCUUUGGCUGUCUGUUGCGUCCCGCAAAGAUCGAAAUCGGCGACCGUAACCCCGUCGUCUCAGUGGUCAUUUCAUGGAUCUGCGUCGUGGUAUUCCUCCAUUCAACUAUUCUGAUGCUAUUUGCCUCAGCUCGUGUUUCUCGUUGGAGCCAUGAACAAAAUCGCCAAACUCACCUCCAUUUUCUUCCUUUUGUCCUACAUGGGAGUCAACGUUGCCUGCCUCGCCUUGGAGCUUACGAGCGCCCCGAACUUCAGGUAUUCGAUGGAGAUUUUCGAGAGAAUGCAUCACGCUUUGGUGUUUGGAAAUAUGAGAAAUCUUUGCUCCUUAAGACCUACGUUCAAGUUCUUCUCGUGGCAGACGUGUGCUCUGGGGGUUCUGGCGACGGGAACGAUGAUGUUGGUGGUGGACGCGAGUAUGAGCGCGAUCGGCGUCGUCGUUCUGAUGGCCCUCAUCAUGGUCCUUCAUUACCAAGUGCGGCUCCUUCUCUUUCCACAGAGUAACCCCGGCUUUCAGGCGCCUAGCGUCUCUUCUGGCUCCAUCUCCCAGGCACUCAUCUAUCAUCAAGUGCGCAAGUACUUGCUGCUGCUCGACGUUCGCAAAGAACACGUCAAGUAGGCAUUUUAUUUGAUCUGGGUUUCGAAUUUCGUGCUUGGCGAAAUUUAUAGAAAACGAAGAAACAUUCAGAAUCAUACUUUUUUUUUAUUUUGAGCCAUCGUUUUGAUCAGAGCGAAACUGCAUUUCAAUUUUCCAUUUCUUCCAAAAUGGAAGAGGAGUUUGUACCAGAAUAAAUUUAACUCUUCCCCAUUGUGUGGAAAUCGGAAUUUUCGAAUUUGAGAUAUUGGCGGCCACAAAUUCUGCUACUGGUCUCGAGGCCGGCCUCUGCUUGUCCCCUGCUAGAUUUCGUGAACGAUCUGAAGAAGUCAGGCCUCUACGUCAUCGGUCAUGUUCGGAAAGGCGAACUUGACUCUCAGCAGGUCGUCGACCCUUUGCAACAGGUUUUUCAAGUUUUCCGGCCCCUUGAGCGGUUUUCUUGAGGUGUUUCCCUACUGGCUGUCUUUGGUCGACUAUCUCAAGCUCAAGGCUUUCGUCGAGCUGACACUGUCCAACAACAUCAGGCAGGGAAUCCAGCAGCUGAUGCGCCUCUCGGGCCUAGGCGCCAUGAAGCCCAACACAGUGGUUCUCGGUUUCCAUGAAGUCAACCCUUCCAACGUCACUCUCCAGGUAUUCUUGGACUUUCCGAACUAUUUCAAAAUCAUAUCUUGAGGAGUCUCAACUUCUCAAAGAUCUGCGUUAUUCCAAGAUUGAUCGAGCUGCUGUUGUCGAAUACUUCACGGCAGGAGACUACAUGCCAAAGGUUUAGAACAUAUUUCUCAGGGGAACUGAAUUGAUGAUUUGACAGGAACUGGAUGGGAAUUUGGAGAGACUUUCUUCCGAAGAGUACGUUUUAGUGCUGAAGGACGUCCUGCACAUGACCAAGAAUUUGUGUAUUGCUCGUCAUUUCCAGAAAAUGGAUAAGGCUUGUGUUUUUGAGGUCCCCGAGUGAUUUAUCUUUUUCAGGAAGCUCUUGCUCGUGGCUGGAACGGACAGAAACGCUAUAUCGACGUGUGGCCGGUGGAUCUGCAGAAGCCUGUCGAGGCCGGCCUCGGAUGGGACAACAGGUUUGGCAAUAUCAUCGAGAAACAAACAACAGUCAGUGAUUGAGAGUAUAACCAAGAAAAUCUUAAGGGUGACCUGGAUUUUUUUUUUCGUCUAAAUUUGUGUAUAAUUCCAAGGGAGUGUUAAAGUCUUUUCAUUGAUUCUUAAGUAUUCCAUGAGCUCUCAAAAUCAAAUAACUCUAUUAACGCAGUUUUUUGUAGAUUCUGAUGAAAAUAAUGGAUUAAACCGCAACUAAAAAGCAACUUCAGCUCAUUGUUCCUACUCCAACUGUCGUGCAUCCUUUCGAUGUCUUCUCGUUGGAGGUCUUACGCGAAGUUGCGCGUUUUCAUAUGUGUUAAUAGUUUGCAGGUCAUUGUAUCCCAGAAUGGCUUGAAUAAGUUGAAAUGUUGAAGGACAUGCAUCGACGAGAGCGGCAGCUGAAGAACAUGCUCGACACGUUGAGGAUCCAGGCGCAGUCGAUCGUCGUGCCAUGGGACCACGUCGUCUGUCACUUCUCUCCACAGGCCGCGUCGACGUCUUCUGGACAUGCGGCUGUGCCUGCCUGGUAUCUUAAUAGUGUUUGCUCAUGAAAUCAGGGAAGUAAUACUUUCUUUCUGAUAACCUGCAAAAAUUGAACCGCGCCAACAGACGGAAAAUAGAUCAACUGAGAAGGAAAUUUCACGAAAGAACGCUGGAAAAGUUUACAUUUAUGACCGUUAGUUAAGUAACACUUUGGUUUGAAAUAAAAUUUUUCUUUUUUAUAGCGUCAAUUGUACUUCUACGGUUCAUUGAAAAUAAUUCUUAGCGAAUCUCGAUAUGUCAUCGCACGUUAUAGGCGAUAUGUUGACGAAAAAUGCCUUUCUCAGGCUUAAAAUUUUUUAUUUUUAUUUUGUUUUGAUUUUCCCAGCGAAUAGCGAAAUAAAUGCUUUCAGGCCAUCUGUGGAACUGCCGACAGCCUACGUCUCCGCCUUCAACGAUAUGAUCAAACGUUAUUCCGAAGAGGCGGCAAUCACUCUACUGAAUUUGCCUUUGCCGCCCGAAGACGCGAAUCAAAACGCCGAAAAGUGAGGAAUGGCACUGAAAGUGUGUGUUAAAGGCGGCUCUUCAGAUAUUUGUCGGUGAUACGAAGUCUGACCGAUUCUCUCCCGCCGACGUUACUCGUCCACGGCGUCUCGUCCGUCAUUUCGACAGCCAUGUGA